UUUCCUUUGGCACGCUUGGUCGCUCGAGCGGUUGCAGGUCGUCAAUGGUGGACUGUUGAUGUCGCCGCGUCAUAAUUUGACAUUGUUUUUCGAGGCGCCGCCGUCGGUUGCAACCACACAUCGCGUCGCAUCGCAUCGUGUCGCAGUUAAAAGCAAAACAGCAGCAGCAAGCAGCGCAACAUUUGCAACAUCGAUUGCCAACCGUGAAAUGCUAUGCUAGAUUGUGAAAUAAAGUCGCAUACCAAUACAAACUUAUAUAUCCCGAUAUCCCGAAAAGGGGAACAAAAUAAGAAGAAAGUUUGCCCUAAACAAGAGUGAAAGAUGGAAAAAACCAAACUCAAUAAGAUUAAAGUGUGUGCAAAAUCAGUUAACAGCAGCAAAAGCAGCAGCAGCAAUAGAAGCAACAACAAAUGAGUGAAUUAUAGUGACAAAUGAAUAAAAGCGAAAAGUGACAGUGAAUAAUGUUGAGAGCGCCCACUCAGCACAUCGUGCAAAUCGGCUUCGGAACGAAGACGACCACAACAACCACAACAGCAGCAGCAGCAGCAACAGCAGCAUCUGCAGCAGCAGCAACAUCGACAGCAGCAGCAGCAACACCAAGCGGCAAGCAGCAGCAGCAGCGGAAAACGCUGUUGCAACGCUUCCGGCAGCAGCAACACAAGUUGCCAAAAGUCGCAGCAGAGAAGACACAUGACACAGAAUAUUAUUUCAAGCAGCAACAGCAGCCGCAGCAGCAUCAGCAAACUUCUUCCUAUCAGCAAGGCGACAAUUGUUUGUUGUUUCUUGCAACAGCGUUGAACUCAAACUCGGAGCAGUUGCUGAAGAAGCCGAAGAAGAAAAAGGAGUCGAGCAGCUACAAUUUCGCAGCAGCACUGAGGCGCAACAAGAAGCCAAAACAACAGACGCAGCAGCAACUGGCAACUUCCACGGACGACGACGACAGUUGCCGCAGCAUCAAUAGCAUCAACAGCAACUGCAGCAACAGCAACAGCAGCACCAGUGGCGGCAGCAGCCACAGUUUGUCUAAUAGUUGCAUUAACAAUCAUAACAACACUCAUUAUAGAAACAGUAAAAACAGCAGACACACCAGUAGCAACAACAACGACUACAGUGGUAAUUACAAUUGCAAAACAAGCGAACAACAAGCGUGGAAAGCCAGUGCAGCACAACAACUGCUCAUUAGCGAUCGGAAUUAUCCCAGCAGUAUCAACACCAACAACAAUACCAACAACACCAAAUACACCAACAACACCAACAGAAGCAGCAACAACAACCACAACCACAGUGGUGGCCACAACAUCAUGUCACCCACCUCGCAGGCGCCCACCCGAACCUCCCUCUUCGAUUCCUGUCAUCGAAAGAUCCGCCUGAUCGGCGGCGGUCCAGUUGCCUUCUUGGGCGGAUUGGUUGCCAAGGCCCGUCGCAAGGAACGCGAUGGCGAUCAAAAUUCAACAGACACCAAAUUGUACUUGGAGGAAAGUGUCCUAGAACGUAAAUUACCUGAAGCUGAUCUCAAAGCCCUAGUGGAUCUUCCAGCUGGUUUGGACUACAAUGAAUGGCUAGCGUCACACACCCUCGCUCUAUUUGAGCACGUGAAUUUGGUCUAUGGAACUAUUAGUGAAUUUUGUACACAAUCCGGUUGCGCUGACAUGACCGGACCCGGCAACAGAACGUACUUAUGGUUCGACGAGAAGGGCAAGAAGACGCGCGUCGCAGCACCACAGUACAUCGACUAUGUGAUGACGUUCACCCAGAAGACGGUCAGCGAUGAGUCGAUAUUCCCAACCAAAUACGCCAACGAGUUCCCCGGCUCGUUUGAGUCGAUUGCGCGGAAGAUACUACGCUUGCAAUUUCAUGUGAUAGCGCAUCUGUAUGCGGCGCAUUUCAGAGAAAUCGCGCUGCUCGGCUUGCACACCCAUCUAAAUCUGACGUUCGCGCACCUCACCGCUCUGCAUCGGCGCUUCAAUUUGAUCGACGAGAAGGAGACGGACGUGCUGCGCGACCUUGAGGUGGCCCUGCGCCUCACCGAUGACACCGGUGGAUGCCAGGAUGCUACCUCCACGACGUCGUCGGUCCAUGACCACUCCUCCGGCGAUCUCCACCAUCAGGCGCUGCAACAGCAGCAGCAGCAGCAACAGCAGCAACACCAUAACAGCAGCAGCAACAGCACCUCCUCGGCGGAGGCGUUGCACGUCAAUUCACAAAGCAACAAUGGCAGCACAUCCGCCUCGGCAUCGGUGUCCCUAAUCGAUGGCGAUGCGGUGGCGCCGCCAAUUUGCACGCAACCCGAGGCGGGAGCGGGCUGCAAGCCAGCGGGCAGCAGCGGAUUGCUGGGCGGUAUACUGGGCGACCUGACCAGCGGCGAAUUUGGUGAUACAACGCGCUACUGCACCUCGGCAGUUCCUCAGGCGGCGGCAGCAGCGGCAGCGGGUGCGGGUGCGGGUGGGGUUGGGGCAGCGAUCGGUGCCACGGAUGCUGCCGCAUUGAACAACGGCGCGGGCGCACUACAUUUAAACUUUAGCAACAAUAAUAACAAUAAUCAUAAUCUGAAUCACCAUCACCACCAUCAUCACCACCAUGGCCACCAUGGCCACCAUCACGCGGCCCAGCAGCACCAGCAGCAGCAACAGCACAGUGGACUCAUACAGUGCAAUGCAGCAGGCGGCGGAGGGAAUGCAACAGGGGUAGCCACUGGCGGAGCAACUGCAGCAGCGUCCUCGACCACCACGGCAUAGUGGGGUAGUAGCUACGAAGAGAGCAGCAGCGGCGGCAGCGGCAGCAACAGCAACAACAAAAAACAUUAGAAAUACUAGAUUUACGCAAAAAUGUUAUUUAAUGUUACUUCUAUGAUCCUAAAGUUGAAAAUAUUGUAAAAAUAAUAAAAAAAAAAAAAAAAGAGAAAACAUUAAAAUGCAUAAACAGCUAAUUGCAAACAACAAGCGCAGGCAUUACAUAAAUGACACACAGCUACUAAGUUAUUCAAAAGCUAAUCGAAGUUGGCAUCGUAGUUCCGUAACGUUGAUUUAGAUAUGUACUUAUUGUAUAGAACGACAGAGAAGAGCUGCAAGCAUAGAGUUUAGAGUUGUCGCGUGCUUAUGCUUUACACGUAUUUUAACCUUUCUCUUCUGCAACAAAUAAAAUGUCCUGACUGAAGCCAGAGUGCAAAUGCAAAGUCAACGCCUUCAAGGCAACCAUAAUAAAGAGUUUUGAACUGCUACAAAAGAUGACAAGAGUUCACUUUUAAAAACUUAUACAGCAACAGAACGCUCUCAUUUCAGCUUGGUUCUCUUUAAAUAUUGUUUAAAGCCAAACUUCAUACAUUAUUUACCUCAAGAAAUACGUUUAAUAAACCUCACUUAUAUGAUUAUAGUUGUUUCAAAACGUAGCACUUUCUAGUGACAUUACUUUUUCAUAUAUUUUCAGUAACGAUUUUUAGUAGGCUUCCAAUUAGUUGGUUGUUGUUUAAGGAACUGUAACUACAUUAUUUUGUAAUAUAUUGUGUUGUAAUUCGAAUCUAAGCAGUCACGUUUUAAAAUAGACCGACUACUGGUUCAAUUGUUCAGGAAUAUAGACACACAUAUUCUACUAGGCGGUGAAACGCGUUUUAAAAUAGCUAACUCACCCGUAUUUUACAUGCAGUGUACUUGGCACAGCCAGCCUGAAAGUAUGCACCGAAAAGUUAACUACACAAACAGCAGAAUGGCGCCUAUCGGUAUGCACCAAAUAUGUCACAACUUACGUACCACACACGUUCACACACACACACCCACACCCACAAAUCGCACCGAAUAAUCUCCGAAAAGUAUGCAGCGGAAAUCACAAUCCACACGUUGUUAAAGUAUGGCAAUUUUAAACCAAGUUUUUGCAAUGAUUGGAAACAUUUAAUAAAUAAAUAUGUAGGGAGAUAACAGAUUUAUGCUUCGGAUUUCUAACCAAUUAAACAGACGGGACUUGUAUGUUGUGCUGUAUUGUGUUGUGUUUAUAUACCCAUAACAAGAACCAAUGGCAAUGAAAGAAACUUACUUUAGAAACAGAAACAGAAGCGCUCGACGUACUUAGUAUAUUAGAAGCCAAUUUUUGUGUAGUACAACGGUUCACCUGUCCCGAUGUAGAUAAUUGCAACUCGAUCCACUCCAGUUUCACUGAACUGCUGUCCAGGCCUAAGCUACAAAAAAACUAUACUCUUAACGACACCCACUUUCAAUCUGUUGAACUUUAAAAGCGAUGCAAUGAACUCGAACACAAAAAACCAAAAAACAAAAAGAACACAAGGCAAAUGAUACAUGUAUUUAUAUGUAGGUAUGUGAGUUAUUAAUAGAAUACAGGUGGAAUUAAAUGCAAAGACAAACCUUUUAAGUCAGCAAAAACAAAUAAAAGCAAACAUGGCAAAAGCAUGAGAGAAGAUAAUAAAAUAAACUGUUAUGUUCAAUUGA
Molecule: messenger RNA, 4433 nt
Organism: Drosophila santomea
Lineage: Eukaryota; Metazoa; Arthropoda; Insecta; Diptera; Drosophilidae
Gene: Mob2
Product: MOB kinase activator-like 2
Exons: 5
Coding region: 462-2735 (757 amino acids)
Biological process (GO): signal transduction; positive regulation of protein phosphorylation
Cellular component (GO): cytoplasm; nucleus
Molecular function (GO): protein kinase activator activity
Source: RefSeq, a predicted model, not a curated record